Messenger RNA from Fusarium fujikuroi IMI 58289, 1359 nucleotides. RefSeq names its product related to cyclin-dependent kinase chain SRB10. Gene Ontology annotation, molecular function: cyclin-dependent protein serine/threonine kinase activity; RNA polymerase II CTD heptapeptide repeat kinase activity; ATP binding. The transcript has a single exon. Gene Ontology annotation, cellular component: nucleus; mediator complex. The record is from RefSeq and is a predicted model, not a curated record. Gene Ontology annotation, biological process: protein phosphorylation. Lineage: Eukaryota; Fungi; Ascomycota; Sordariomycetes; Hypocreales; Nectriaceae. The coding region runs from base 1 to 1359 and encodes 452 amino acids.
AUGCCUCUCCGUCCUCACAUCGGCCUCGGGUUUCCUGCUCACGCUUACCAAAAACGUCAUGUAGAACCUCACGAUCGCUCAACUGGGUAUCAGCCCAAAGUCCGAAUCACAGAUCGUUACCGCAUCAUUGGCUUCAUCAGCUCGGGUACCUAUGGACGGGUCUACAAGGCUGUUGGCCGCAAUGGCAAGCCUGUGGGUGAAUUCGCUAUCAAGAAGUUUAAGCCCGACAAGGAAGGUGAACAGAUCAGCUACACGGGCAUCUCUCAGAGUGCGAUCCGUGAGAUGAGUCUUUGCAGCGAACUUCACCACAUCAACGUUAUUCGUCUCUGCGAAAUCAUGCUUGAGGACAAGUGUAUCUUUAUGGUGUUUGAGUAUGCCGAGCACGAUCUAUUACAAAUCAUCCAUCAUCACACACAACAGCCACGACAUCCGAUUCCCCCGGCAACCAUCAAAAGUAUCAUGUUCCAACUCCUCAACGGAUGUCAGUACCUGCAUAUCAACUGGGUUCUUCACCGUGAUCUCAAACCCGCCAACAUCAUGGUCACUUCAUCAGGCGAAGUAAAGAUCGGAGAUUUGGGUCUAGCACGUCGUUUCGAUAAACCACUACACUCACUCUUUAGCGGUGAUAAAGUUGUCGUCACUAUCUGGUAUCGGGCUCCCGAACUCAUUCUCGGUUCAUACCACUACACGCCUGCCAUCGAUAUGUGGGCUGUUGGGUGUAUUUUCGCGGAGCUUCUCUCCUUGAGGCCGAUAUUUAAAGGAGAGGAAGCCAAAAUGGAUAGCAAGAAGACGGUUCCCUUUCAGCGCAACCAGAUGCAAAAGAUUAUUGAAAUCAUGGGCGUGCCAACAAAGGACAAAUGGCCUCUUUUAUCGACCAUGCCCGAAUACAACCAACUCAACACUCUCGCCAACUCCAUGGCAUCAUCUCACCACAAUCACCACAGCCAUCAUCAUCCUCAUCACCACCACGGCCACUACGGCUCCCGCAACCCACCGCCCCCUCCUCCAGGCGGCUCAAACCUCGAGAAGUGGUAUUACAGCACCAUCAACCACACCAGCGCCCCCGGCGGCACACCACCGCUUGCCUCUCUCGGCUCAGAAGGCUACAAGCUCCUCGCCGGUCUUCUGGAGUACGACCCCUCAAAACGUCUCACAGCUGCACAAGCUCUUCAGUCUCCCUUCUUCUCAACCGGCGACCGUGUCAGUGCGAAUUGUUUCGAGGGCUGUAAGAACGAGUAUCCUUGUCGGCGAGUGAGUCAAGACGAUAACGAUAUAAGGACGAGUAGCCUUCCGGGUACGAAGCGGAGUGGAUUACCGGACGACUCGUUGAUAAGGCCUGCCAAGAGGCAGAAGGAGUAG